Messenger RNA from Pisolithus orientalis, 2656 nucleotides. Its product is annotated as kinase-like protein. The transcript has 12 exons. NCBI's taxonomy places the organism in Eukaryota, Fungi, Basidiomycota, Agaricomycetes, Boletales, Pisolithaceae. The record is from RefSeq and is a predicted model, not a curated record. Bases 271 to 2283 code for a protein of 670 amino acids. Gene Ontology annotation, molecular function: ATP binding; protein kinase activity. Gene Ontology annotation, biological process: protein phosphorylation.
UCGUCAGGUCAACCGCUGGGAAACAGAACUUCAGCUCGUCGUCGAUCUUGCUUAGCCUUUUACUACCUGGGAGGUGCGUUUGCACCGCUAUCCUGCAAGGAUAAUCGUGGCAGAAUCAGGAAAGUCCGCCUUGGAACGUGGUCAAGUGUGUCAUAUAUUGCACACCGCCCCGCACACAUUCGGACGUAACAAGUUCCUCGCAACUCGGUGAGCUUUCCUUGAGCGCGAAAGCCACCCAGCAUCAGGCUUCUGGUCACUCUCACUUGCCCGAUGUUCGACGAAAGUCCUAGUCAGCCCCCGUCCCCAGCCCAAGCACUUGUUGCACUUGGGCCGCUCGAGCCCGAGUGGCAGCCCGUAUUCCAGGCUUCAAACCAAGUCGUGCUUUACAACCCAACUUCCCAUGCGCUGACGAUACAUCCAAAUGCAACGCACUGCUUCCCUUGCCCGUACUGCCGCCGUCCGCUUCCACCAGGCUUUGCACUUGAGGAGGAUAUCCACAUCCGUGAAAGAUCUUAUUCAAGGCCAUCAAACUACUUCAAAUUGUUGUCUGUGUCAAGCGACACCUCUCGGACAUCAACCCCACCUCCUCUGGCAAGUGGAACUUCACAGUCUGCAUUCCCUAGACAGGCUAUGGCAGAAGGAUACUUCAAAAAGUUCUUUCAAGAAGAGUACCGCCUGGGUAUGGGUGCCUACGGAAGCGUGUAUCUUUGUCAACAUGUUCUCGAUGGAAACCCACUAGGACAUUUUGCUGUCAAAAAAAUUGCAGUGGGAGAGUCUCACUCGUAUCUCCUCAGUAUCUUGCGCGAGAUCCGUCUUCUGGAAACUCUUCGUCAUCGGAAUAUAAUCACUUAUCAUCACGCGUGGCUUGAAUCAUAUCAGUUUUCUUCCUUCGGCCCGAAAAUUCCAACACUACACGUGCUCAUGCAGUGGGCGGAGGGCGGCAGCUUGGACGAUUUCAUCGACGUUCGACUUGGGCGGCCGUCUAGACUACCUUACUUACAAUCAUCCUCAUCCUCGUCACCAUCGGAUUCCCCGUCUGCCCGUAUACGUCAGUUCCGUGCAAUGCAGCGUGCUCCGCCGGAGGAACGCGAACGUCUUCGCCGAGAAAUGGAAGAAAAAGCGGCUGCUAGAAAUACUGGAAAAACAUCAUGGAAGGCCGUCCACCUUCUAAGCGCGGAAGAAGUACAGAGCUUGUUUUCGGACGUGGUGGAGGGUCUUUCCUUCCUGCAUAGUAGAUCGAUACUGCAUCUCGAUUUGAAGCCAGGUAAUGUUUUAUUGACCCAUGAUGAAGGGAAGCUCAUUCCCCGUGCUAUGCUUUCUGACUUUGGCACCUCUCGUGAUAUGCUUCAGUCUUCUGGAUCGCGCUCGGGAAAUACCGGGACAUUGGAAUACGCUUCACCUGAAUCUUUACCCUCACCCCAAACCGGGUUCUUGAAGGAGGUAGACUCGAAAUCCGACAUGUGGUCUCUUGGAAUGAUCCUUCAUAAAAUGCUUUUCUUCCGGUUACCUUAUCGAUAUGCUUCGGAUUCCGAGAGGAGCGAGGAAGGGGAAGCGGACAUACUAAAUAAACUAGAACAGGAGAUACUGGGCUACUCGGGAUUCCGGUCAACAUCGUCUUUAUCUGCUGCCUUCGAGUCUCGGCGCCUUCCUCGAGCCUUCCUUAUUUUGUUGGAGACCCUUCUCAGUGUCAUUCCGUCUAGUAGACCAUCAUGUGAACGGAUUGCGGGCGCCAUAAGGGAGGGAAGAUUCAAUCCCGUUGCUCCUGCCCCGGACGCAUCAGGAACGUCUCUGGUUCCCCUCCGUAAGGCAACCGACGAAGCUUACACGGGGAAUUCCUUCGAGAGACCGGUAGCCAUGGUACCUGCAUCAGCGACCAGUGGGCAAAGUGGUAGUGAAGAUAUUACUGUUUCGGAGCCCUCCCUUCCUCAUUCAGAUGAAAAGACACCACUUUUACAAUUGCUUUCCCAUGCUUUGCCUAGGGGCUUAUCUUCUUGGCACGUCUUCAUGGGCAUGCUUCAGGCUCAUCGACCGCGCAUAACUAAGGAUGCUUGGACAAGAACUUUCAAAGCAUGCAUGCUCGCUGCCAAGGCGGUUUCCAUCGUUGUUUCGUGGGACGCGUUCCAUGUACGUCCUGGACUGCUGACAGUCUCGGUUUUGGCUGCGCUGGCAGAUCCGUUUUCAGAACAACUUCGGGUAUCGUUCAUCCUUGCACUUGUCCACCUAGGAUUAAUAUGGGCAGCAAGACGGGUCCAGUUUACUACUUUCGGGUACCCCACAUACUAGUUGCAUUCGAUCUCGCUAUCACACUCUUGAUUUACUAUCCAAUGCAAAUGAACCAUAGCAGUGACGGUGCAAGUGACUGUUUGGAGGCAAUUCCAUGCUGCAUAUCCGAGGGAGUUGGACGGCUCGACGGCCUUUCACCACCGCUGUCUCUAUCGAUAGGAAGAACAUCGCCGCUGGUUCCAAGCAACGUGUCCACACUAUGUGGAGUUCUUCCACUCUCCCCUCUUGGCAGGUACCCUAGUGAUGUAAGUGGGGUUAGUUGCAGCACCAGGAAUACCCACAAGUAUGGAGACGGCCCCCUUACGCAAACUCUCGUAUGGCUAUUUUGAGGAACUGCUUCUAGUAGUUUCUGUGGCGAACUUUGGAGCACCAG